Messenger RNA from Podarcis lilfordi (Lilford's wall lizard), 1983 nucleotides. The record is from the annotation of a GenBank genome assembly. Lineage: Eukaryota; Metazoa; Chordata; Lepidosauria; Squamata; Lacertidae.
AUGAAGGUCUUCUGCCUCCUCUCUGUGGCCGUCCUCUUCUUGAUGCUGCUGGCUCCAGGUAUGGCCUUCUUCUCAGAUGCUUCUUCUCUGAACAGCUUCACAGCUCUCCGCUGUAUUCAAUUUAAACCUGACUCUGAACACCACUUGCUCUGACUCCCAAAGAGGUGGGAUCUUGCCCCUCUGUCCUUGUGGAGAGUUUCCCAAAUGGGGCUUCAGGUUGGACACUGUGAGAAGAGGAUGCUGGACUCGAUGGGCCCCCUUUGGCCAGAUCCACCAGCCAGUCUCUUCUUAUUACCUCAUUUAUGUGAUCCACGGAAGCUCUUGCUUUCAAAUCUGUAAUAAUGCGCUUCAACACAUUCAGCUUUGUGGUGGGUAAAAGAACGGGCCAGUUUCCUGGGCAAGGGGGCAUCUCUCUCCCAGUCUGCCAGUGGCUGCCCAGUGAAGCCAGUGUCUCUGAUGCAGCCUUCCCUACCACCUUGGCUCAUACCCUGUCCUGGAGGUGCAGGGAGGCAGCAAAAGGGACUGACUCUCUGCUCCAGCCCUGCAUUCUUCCUGCACCAGCUUUCCCCAACCUGGUGCCCUCUGGGUGUCCAAGCCAGCAGGGCCAUUGUGGAAGAAGUUGUGGAAGGUGUAGAAGAACAGUCCUGUGAGACAGAGCCUUCAAUGUCUUAGAAUCAUAGAAUCCUAGAGUUGGAAGAGACCACAAGGGCCAUCGAGUCCAACCCCCUGCCAAGCAGGAAACACCAUCAGAGCACGUCUUCUUAUUCUUCCUUCAGAUUUCACCAGAGCCCAAGGUUAUUGCAUUCCAGAGAUGUCGACAGCAGAAUGGGAUACUGCAAUUUCGUAGGUGCUGGCCGCCCCAAAACACACUUUUUAGGUGUGGUCGCCAAUGGUGUUGCCGUAGAUGUGAGUUAAAUCAAAUCUUAGUUUUCCUCAAAAAUUAAUUGUGUUUCAUGACUCCAAAUGCAUGUGACUCAUCCCCCUGUUUCCCCCCCCCACUCCACUUCUCUCUUAAUCUUUACAUCCACUGUGAGUUGGAACAAUAUUAGUGUGCACACUGGGGGGUGACAACCCUUUCCUCUCCCCUUGCUGCCCCCAUGAAAGCUCUCUGACCCCUCAGCCACUACUCCUCUUAGCCUGGAAAGGAAUGCCUCCCUUGGCUGAAAGAACAGCUCUUCCUGGUGUGAGAGGGUGGGGGCUCAGUCACUGACCCUCCUCAAAUAGCAAAGGCAACCUGUGUGAAACAUCCCUGUGAAGGUCAUUAUUGAAUCACAGAAUUGCAGAGUUGGAAGGGAAAGAGUUCAAUGCACACCAACACAAUGAUCUCCUCAAAUGUGUCCUCUCCCGGGGUUGCUGUUUGCAUAAAGAAGAAGAAAAAGGAACCACAUUAGAAAAAAAGUGUGUGUGGCAACAAAGCCCCGCUCAAAUUCCUCCAAGUGCAUACAUGAAAUGCUCAGAAGUCUCUCCUACUAUCAUAGAAUAGAAAUGUAGCGUUGGGAGGGACCGAAGGGGUCAUCUAGUCCAACCCUCUGCAAAACAGACCCUCUGUGUGCAAUUUGAAUUCUGACAACAGCAGCUCUUCUGCCUCCCAGUUGGAGUCACUGGUUUGGGUUUUCUGAACCACCACCAAAACCCAUUUUAAGAGUUUUUCCUCUUCUCACAGGGGGCGGGUAACUCUGCAGAUCUCCGGGAGAGGACCUCUGGUGAAAGGAAGACCACCCUGCUCUCCUCUGAUGUGCAGCUGCCUCGACUGCACCCCCAUCUCUGCUGGGGAAGAAACCGCUUUGCUUGAUGCUGCUGAAGGCGAUGCUGGGAAGGAGUCAAGAGGGAGCCGUCCUGUCUGCCUGUCUACUCAUGAGUAAGCCCCUCUGUGGCCAGCGGGGCCUGACUCCUUAGUAAGUGGGCUCGGGAUUGGAGCUAGGAUUUGAUUUGCCUGCGAAAAUGCUUUAGCUUCUUCUUUUUAAUAAAUGCAAGCAUUGGAAA